UGCCUUGGAGAUUCUCAGUGCUGCAGAUCAUGUCCUUAAGGGGCAGUCUCUCGCGUCUCCUCCAGAUGCGAGUGCAUUCCAUCCUGAAGAAAUCCAUCCACUCCGUGGCUGUCAUAGGAGCCCCAUUCUCACAAGGGCAGAAAAGAAAAGGAGUGGAGCAUGGUCCCACUGCCAUAAGAGAAGCUGGCCUGAUGAAAAGGCUCUCCAGUUUGGGCUGCCACCUAAAAGACUUUGGAGAUUUGAGUUUUACUGCAGUUCCCAAAGAUGAUCUCUACAACAACGUAAUAGUGAAUCCAUGCUCAGUGGGUCUUGCCAACCAGGAACUGGCUGAGGUGGUUAGUAGAGCUGUGUCAGAUGGCUACAGCUGUGUCACAUUGGGAGGAGACCACAGCCUGGCAAUCGGUACCAUUAGUGGUCAUGCCCGACACUGCCCAGACUUUUGCAUUAUCUGGGUUGAUGCCCAUGCUGACAUCAACACACCCCUUACCACUUCAUCAGGAAAUCUCCAUGGACAGCCAGUUUCAUUUCUCCUCAGAGAACUACAGGACAAGAUACCACAACUCCCAGGAUUUUCUUGGAUCAAACCUUGUAUCUCUUCCCCAAGUAUUGUGUAUAUUGGUCUAAGAGACGUGGAUCCUCCUGAACAUUUUAUUUUAAAGAACUAUGAUAUCCAGUAAUUUUCCAUGAGAGAUAUUGAUCAACUCAGUAUCCAGAAGGUCAUGGAAAAAACAUUUGAUCUGCUGAUUGGCAAGAGACAAAGACCAAUCCAUCUGAGUUUUGAUAUUGAUGCAUUUGACCCUACAUUGGCUCCAGCCCCAGGAACUCUUGUGGUAGGAGGACUAACCUAUCGAGAAGGCAUGUAUAUUGCUGAGGAAAUACACAAUACAGGGUUGUUGUCGGCACUGGAUCUUGUUGAAGUCAAUCCUCAGUUAGCCACCUCAGAGAAAGAGGCAAAGACUACAGCUAACCUGGCAGUGGAUGUGAUUGCUUCAAGUUUUGGUCAGACAAGGGAAGGAGGGCACAUUGUCUAUGACCAUACUCCCAGUUCACCAGAUGAAUCGGAAAAUCAAGCACGUGUGAGAAUUUAGGAGACACUGUGCACUGACAUAUUUCACAAUGGGCAUUCCAGAAUUAUGAGGCAUUUGAGGGGACAGAUACUAAAUGGUUGUCUGGUCAAUACUGCCUUAAUGAGAAUAUCUGCAUAUUCUCACAACUGUAAAGUUUCCCCUCUAUUUUGGUGACCAAUACUACUAUAAAUAUAUUUGUUUUUUUUUGUAGUUCACAGGGUAUUAAUAUGCUACAGUACUAUGUAAAUUUAAAGAAGUCAUAAACAGCAUUUAUUACCU
Callithrix jacchus (white-tufted-ear marmoset) is the source of this 1346-nucleotide messenger RNA. NCBI's taxonomy places the organism in Eukaryota, Metazoa, Chordata, Mammalia, Primates, Cebidae. The record is from RefSeq and is a predicted model, not a curated record.